GGUUGCCUUUCCCAUUUUCCUGAUUAUUCAAUAAUCAACCAGUACGAAGGCUUUUUAUUUUUCAUCUCUUCAUAUUUUACUCCCCUUGCAGUUGUUUCACUCAGUUACAAUUGUUCUACAAGUGACCUUUCACCUUAUACAUUUGCCUCCAAAUUCUAAAGGUUUUCAUAUAGGUUUACAUAUACUUUACCAUGACUAACCAGCGCCCGCAAGGAUUAGCGGGUGCUGUGACUGCAUCGUCAUCAUCCACAACAACUACAACAACAACAACAAAGACAACAACACCCAAUCUAACAUCAACACCAAGCAAAAAUAAUAAACAUCAUCACCUUCAAUUGAACCAUGCAAUUGUAUCAGCCAACCCUACACUACAACAACAGCACCAUCCUCGAAUCACGCGAUCGCGGGCCAAAAAAACUGAACACAAUUCACCACAAGUUUCCAUGAAUAACAGUCUGUUGGAAUACUUUACCAAUACCCAAUUUUCUCGAUCGUUCAACAGUUUAAUCUUGGAUGAUUCUAAAGAUGAGAUAGGAAAGAAAACUAUAAAUAAAUCGCCCCCAUUUAAUGUCAAACAGGACUUAUACAGUGCCGAU
Spathaspora passalidarum NRRL Y-27907 is the source of this 596-nucleotide messenger RNA. RefSeq lists its product as uncharacterized. The transcript has a single exon. The record is from RefSeq and is a predicted model, not a curated record. The annotation marks the transcript as partial. Lineage: Eukaryota; Fungi; Ascomycota; Pichiomycetes; Serinales; Debaryomycetaceae.